This is a messenger RNA of Vitis riparia (riverbank grape), 1026 nucleotides long. Its product is annotated as probable polygalacturonase. NCBI's taxonomy places the organism in Eukaryota, Viridiplantae, Streptophyta, Magnoliopsida, Vitales, Vitaceae. The record is from RefSeq and is a predicted model, not a curated record. The transcript is spliced from 5 exons. Gene Ontology annotation, molecular function: polygalacturonase activity. Gene Ontology annotation, biological process: carbohydrate metabolic process. Bases 1 to 1026 code for a protein of 341 amino acids.
AUGGGGUUCUGCCUAAAUCCCAGAAAAUCUCAUGUUUCGGAGAUGGUUUCAGGCAUUUUGGAAGUGGGAUUAUUGAGUAUAAGAAUAGGAGAAUGCCAAACUGCAAGAACUAUGGCGUCUGUGGAGUAUCCAGCAAUAAAUUGCCGAAACCACAGUGCAGUGGUGACGGAGAAUGUAAUAAUUCAGGGGCUGACAAUCAUUGCUCCAGUGACUGUCCCUAAUACAGAUGGAAUAAACCCAGAUUCAUGCACAAACAUCAGAGUUGAAGACUGCUACAUAGUCUCAGGAGACGACUGCAUUGCAGUAAAAAGUGCUUUAAAUGAGAACGGUGUUCAAUGUGGAAUGCCAACAGAGGGCCUAAUCAUCAGAAGGCUUACCUGCAUAUCCCCUCACAGUGCAGUAAUAGCUCUAGGCAGAGAGAUGUCGGGCAGGAUCAUGAAUGUCAGAGCUGAAGACAUCACUGCCAUUGAUUCCAAUUCGGGCGUCAGGAUCAAAACAGGUCUAGAAAGGGGAGGUUAUGUGAAAGACAUCUAUGUUAGGAGAAUGACUAUGAAAACGAUGAGGUUUGCCUUUUGGAUUAUAGGCGAUUACGGGCCACCUCCAGCUCCUGGUCAUGAAGGUCCUGUUAUUGAAGGGAUCAAUUACAGAGACAUGGUGGCUGAUAAUGUCACCUACCCUGCACAACUUCAUGGAAUUUCAGGCGACCCUUUUACUGGAUUUUGCAUAUCUAAUGUCACUAUUGGCUUGACUGAAGAAUCAAGGGAACAGCAAUGGGACUGUGAUGAAGUUCAGGGUGUAACUCCCCAGCCAUGUGAUCUUCUGUCUCCCUCGAAGGAGAUCUUGAAUUGUCCUUUCCCCAAAGAUCUGCUGCCCAUUGAAGAUGUUAAGUUGAAGAUCUGUUCCUACUGUGAAACUACAUCUGGAAUGAUUCAAAACAUAUGUCUAGGUAGACAAAGAACCCAGAUCUCUGCUUCAGUUAAUAUUCCAGAAGCUGAUUCACCUCCCUACUGUCUAGUUCUGGUUUAA